Messenger RNA from Nezara viridula (southern green stink bug), 5724 nucleotides. The record is from the annotation of a GenBank genome assembly. Lineage: Eukaryota; Metazoa; Arthropoda; Insecta; Hemiptera; Pentatomidae.
UAAGGUUAUAAUUCAACCGGUAUGAUAAAUGUCAGAUUAGUUAAUGUUUGUUCACAUUUUUGUAUGUAGAAAAUACAAUAAAGAAUUUGAUUUUUUAAAAUAAACAUUUAAAAGUAAUUUAAAGAGAUGGCUGCAUUUGAGGAAUUUGGAGUACUGCCUGAAAUCGCCAAGGCAGUUGAAGAGAUGGAAUGGAUGCUUCCAACUGAUGUUCAGUCAGAAGCCAUUCCACUGAUUUUGGGUGGAGGUGAUGUUUUGAUGGCUGCUGAAACUGGUAGCGGUAAAACUGGUGCUUUUUGUCUUCCAAUUUUACAAAUUGUGUGGGAAACAAUUAAAGACUUAGAACAAGCAAAAGGAGAAAAAGGUGGAACAGCUCCAACAAAAACAUCUGCUACUUGGGAAUUGAGUACAUCUGAUCGAACACCAGCCCUUGCUGUGUCUGCUGAUGGAUUGGUUUGUCAGGCCAGAGAAUUUAAGGAAUGGCAUGGUUGCAGAGCGACCAAGGGAGUAUUCAAUAGUGGGAAGUAUUAUUAUGAAGCAAAGAUAACUGAUGAAGGCCUAUGUCGUGUUGGAUGGUCAACAAUUCAGGCUUCACUUGAUCUUGGAACUGAUAAGUUUGGCUUUGGUUUUGGUGGUACUGGGAAAAAAUCUAAUAAUAAGCAGUUUGACAAUUAUGGUGAAUCUUUUGGUAAAAAUGAUGUUAUAGGUUGUAAACUGGAUUUAGAUUCUGGAAAAAUUUCUUUUUCUAAAAAUGGAGUUGAUCUGGGUUUAGCAUUUACCAUUUCUCAACAAGUUCAGCGUUCUCCUCUUUUUCCAUCAGUUUGUUUAAAGAACGCAGAAAUUACAUUUAACUUUGGUACUAAACCAUUUAAAUACAAACCAGAUGGCUUUAAAGCUUUGACUGAAGCAGAUAAGUCUUGUAUAAAAAACAAUGAUCCUGUUAAAGCUCCUUUAAAGAAAUUGAAUAAUGCUCCCCAAGCCCUUGUUAUUGAACCUUCAAGAGAGUUGGCUGAGCAAACAUUACAGCAGAUAAAAAAAUUUCAAAAAUAUUUAGAAAAACCUGCUGUGAAAGAACUUUUAAUCAUUGGUGGUGUCAAUGUCAAAGAACAAAUGGCCACAAUUGAAUCUGGUGUUGAUAUUAUUGUUGGAACUCCUGGACGAUUAGAGGAUUUAAUUGGUGGAGGUUACAUUUCUCUUGCACAGUGUCGAUUUUUUGUUUUGGAUGAAGCUGAUGGGCUUCUUAAGCAAGGAUAUAAGAAUUUCAUUAAUAAUAUCCAUGCUCAAAUCCCUAAAUUCACACCUGAUGGCAAAAGAAUGCAGAUGAUUGUUUGUUCGGCUACUCUUCAUGAUUUUGAAGUGAAAAAUAUGGCAGAAAGGUUGAUGCAUUUUCCUACUUGGGUAGAUUUAAAGGGUGAAGAUGCAGUGCCAGAGACGGUGCACCAUGUUGUUGUUAAAGUAGAUCCUCAGCUAGAUACCAGCUGGCACUCAAUGAAGCAGCAUAUUCAAACUGAUGGGGUCCAUAGGCAGGACAACAUUGGGCCUGGAAAGAAAUCAGCUGAAGCUCUCUCAGAAGCUGUCAAGGUUUUAAAAGCAGAGUAUGCUCUAAAAGCUAUUAAAAAACAUAAUAUUGAUAGAGCAAUUAUAUUUUGCCGAACAAAAUUAGACUGUGACAACUUGGAGAGAUAUUUUAAAAUAAUAGGACGUGGAGCAGGGAGAGACAAUCCUUUUACAUGUGUGUGUUUGCAUGGAGAUAGGAAACCAGCAGAAAGAAAAUCUAAUUAUGAUGCAUUUAAACAGGGUCAAGUGAGAUUCCUAAUUUGUACUGAUGUUGCUGCUCGUGGAAUUGAUAUUGGAUCCCUACCAUUUGUCAUGAACCUUACUCUUCCUGAUGAAAAGUCAAAUUAUGUGCAUCGGAUUGGUAGAGUUGGAAGAGCCGAUAGGAUGGGUCUUGCUAUAUCCUUUGUUUCAACAGUUCCUGAAAAAGUUUGGUUUCAUGGAGAAUGGUGUGCUUCGCGAGGUAGAAAUUGUUAUAACACUGAGUUGACUGACAGGGGAGGCUGCUGUGUUUGGUACAAUGAACCAAGGUAUCUAGCUGAUAUUGAAGACCAUCUGAACAUCACUAUAGAACAGGUCAGUCCAGACCUUGAAAUACCAAAAAAUGAAUUUGAUGGAAAAGUUACUUAUGGAGCUAGAAGGGUUGCUAAAGGCAGUGAUUACAAGGAUCAUGUUAGUCAAAUGGCUCCAGCUGUUUCAGAAUUGUCAAAAUUAGAAAGUAAAGCUCAGCUUACUUAUCUGAAAAGACACUUCUUAAAAUCUGCUGCUUAGAUUUCUUCUUUGGGAAAAUUAAUAUUUAUAAAAUGUUAAAAGUUACUUUUUUGUAACAAUAAAUAAUGCAAUUUAUAACAAUAUUUUUUAUUGAGCUAAUACAUAAUGGUAACUGGCUUCCAUUGACUGAUACAGGCAUGUAUAAUUAAUAAAUAGCUAAGCUUAGUGAUCUGUUGAUUUCAUAAUUAUAUAUAAUGUUUUUACACAUUCAUCAAGUUUACCACUAAAUUUUUAAAACCAAAAAUAUCCUUUAUUAUAAUAAAAUUUAAUUAUGAAAUAAAAAAACAUUUGGCUACUAAAAUUCGUAUCGAAUUAUUGCUUUCAAUAUAUUUAUGCUAGAAAUAGAGCUAUAUAAAAUUCACUUUAAAUAAUUAGCAUCUCUUGUUAGAAUGUUUUGGAUAAUUUCAAUACAGGAUCUCAAUUAAAUGUUAAGAACUAUAUAUAAUAUAUAUAUAUAUAUAUAUUUUUUUUUUUUUUUUAAAGAAAAACACUAAUUUAUGAAACAGAUUUUGAAAAGAAAUGAUGAUAAAUUCCAUUAUAUAUGCUUUUGGAUGGAUUAAAAGCAUAUCAAUUCAUCUUGAAAACUUAUUUUUUUCUAUCAGUUUUCAAGAAAUACAAAUACAAAGGCUUUUUUUCAAGUCAUGUCUAUCUUUAGAAAAAGAGCUGUAAUUUAAUCCCUUAAUAUUCGUGAGUUAUGUUCCAGGAAAAUCUCGAAUGCUGUCCAUCUUUCUAAGGAUAACAUUUUAUGAGCAACAAAGACAAAAAACAGAUUUAGUUUUUAUUAUUUUUAAUAACAGCAUGUACAUAAUUUACAAAUGAAUAAAUAAAAUAAACCUGUACCACUACAACCUAUAAAGGGUCUUGGGUUCAGUAAUAUUUAGGGAAAGCACUGUUUCUAGGUUAACAGUUGAGCAAGGGGAUGAUGCAGAGUCACACAACGGUUAAUGAAACAGAAUAAAUAAUUUUUCUGCCAUGAGUCCAGAUUCGUACCUGGGACCUGAACAUUGGACGUUCAGCGCCCUACCACUGAGCUACCCCACUCCCUACAUAUAAAUAAAAAUAAACAUAUUUUUAAUUUAAAUUUUUUCUUGUAAUUGUAAAAAAUGUGUUAUCUAUGAUUGUUGGGCUAGUUAUGUUUGUAUCUUUUGAAGUGCACAACAUAGGAUGUCAUCCAGCUCUUAAUACUCCCUUUAGCAAGAGAAAGAUCAUAUUCUACAGAAUUUUGAAUGAUUUGUUACUGAAGAGUUAGAAAUAGGUCUUACAGAUAUUAGAUGCGGAAGGACCUUGAAUUUUUUUUGUUUAAAGUGUCUUAUAUAUCUUUAUAUUUCUUAUUAAAUUAGUUUUGUUCUGACUGACGGAAAAUGUCUUAAUCGUUUACAACAAAGAAACAAAAUAAAACUUUUCCUUUCAAUGAAAUUUCAUUCAAUACAUUUUACAAGUGGAAAUAUGCCUCAUUAGUAAAAAUAUAUAUUCAGUAUGUAUAUACAUACUAUGCUUUAAAUUGCUUAAGCUUGUGAUUUUUAUUCCAUGAAUAUUCUAAUACUCAAUUCACGGAUGUCAAAUUCUUUGGAUUUUAAAAACAGUAUUAGCGCAUAAUCAAAUUUGUGGUUGCCAAACCCACUAAUUUUAAGAGAUUAUUAUAUCAAUAAUCCUAGGUCUGUAUAUAUACUGACUAAUACACUCCUAAGGAAUUAUUAGUGAGUUUUUAAGUUGAUAUCAACUUUCAUCAGAAUCAGCUCAGUUAUUCUAAACAGCUGAUGGCUCUUUCUUCUAUAAGAACUGGCUAAUAUACCAUUGAGAUAUUGUUCAAAAAUUGUCUCUAACUAUUAUAAUGAUUUAUAACUAAAUAACUGUACUCUCUUUAUAAAGGGUAUAAAAAAUUGUAUAUUCUAAAGUUUUACAAUUCCACUAAGUAAAAUAUAUACAUAUACUUACAGUUAUAGAGAUCUACUAAUGACUAUAAUGGUCUUUUAAAAUAACAUUUUCAAAACAGUUAAUAAACAAAGCAGUAGUAGCAAGUGUAAAAAAACAUAACUUCUUAAUGAACCUUGACUGCUUAAUUUAUGGCUGUUUGAUUACAGUAGUUUAAAAAAAGUAUGUACAUUAAUUUUUACUAUUAUUAGAAGAUUUAAUAUUACAUACUAUCAACUGAGUCAAAAGUGGAACCCUAUAACAUCUUAGCUCAGAUACACUUUGAAUUGAUACUAUGUGUUUCUACUCAUUAACUAUGUUUUAAAGAAAGACUAUUUCUAAAAUAUAUGAUCAUUUGUAACUCCCUCUAAAAACUGGAUUAUCCCUAUCUUCAUUCAAAGGUAAGCGAAAUUUAGAAAACUUGGCUAGCCACUGCUUAUGUUUGUUAGCAUAGAACAUUUGUCUAGGUUCUCUUUCAUCAGAACAUUUUGCUAGAAACAUGUCUUCAUAUAUACUUAGAAUUAAAGAAAACUCACUUCCUACACUAUGUUUCCCAAUCUUUGGAGUCUUUUCAGGAGGUGUACCAUCAGCAGGAUUGGAUGUAUCAAGGCGACCCCAAUAUUUUGGACAGUUUGAAUCUAAUAAUAACCUUUUUAUUUCAUGAAAUAUGAACCUACGAUGGCACCAGAGGGCUUCAUGUCCAACAAAAUUCCAAAUUAAAUCUGAGUUAAGUGAGAGUUCGUAAACAAAUAUCUUCAAUGUAAGAGGAAUGGUCUGAGCCGUCAAUUCAUAUGUUUUGAAGUUGUGAAGAAAUCCUUCAGUGGCUUCGUCAACACUGAAUAAUAUUAACUUGAUAACUUCCUGAUCAUAUGACCUACUAUCAAUGUAAGAUAAAAGGAAUGUUAUUAACUUCUGCCUGUAAUGGAAUCCACUAUAAUCAGAAACAUGUCUUUGGACCCAUUUCAUGGAAGCAGCCCAUUCUCUUUGUAAUGAAUUUGGCAAAGACUGUGUCAAACACCAAAUGCGAUGAGUCCAAGCAUGGUAGUUAUUUGAGUAACGAUCUGCAGCAGCUUCGCAAAUUUGGAUUUCAUUUUCAAAUAAAUUUUCAUUAUUUCUAGAACCUAAAAACAAAAUGAAUAUAAAAAAUUGUAUACAAAUAUACAUACAUACACACACCAAGUUGCAAUUAUCUUACUCUGGACUAAAUACUUAAGUAUCCAUUUCCGAAAAGCAUACAAAUCAGCACAUUUUGGUUUGAAUGUCAAUAUAACAGAUGUAAAAUGUAAAUCAAAAUAUGGAUCUAAUUUUCCACUUCUAAUAAGUUCCUUCCUCAUAUUCCAAAAUGUUGUUAUGUCCGGGUUCAGUAGCAAGGCACCCAUUAGCAAGGUGUUGCAUUUUUCAGCAUCUAAAAUAAAACUUAAAUAUAAACAAAAAUAAUGUUGCUCUCUGCUAUGAAUAUAAUUAAGAACAAUACAAAUUUAAUAGCACACU